AUGAGGGCAGUUAUAUCCGAUAUAGAUCCCUUCGGAGACGUCCUCGCUGUGACGCUCGGUUUGCCUGGGGGCACGGAUGAGAUGCCGGAGCUGUCGGAUGAUGGCCCUGGGCGCCGGCUUCCUUCUCCGGACUCGGGAGUUGACGAAAACCCAAGGAGCCACGAGCCCCUGGUUUCCCUUGAGAAGGGAAAUGUUGGCUGGAGGGAGGGGAAUGCCCAGCGUGAGGCAGCCGCGGAGGCCGAGAUCUCGACGGCGGAUCCCGUGCUGGGCGGGAACACCUUCCCAUGGGCAACGGGACCGGACUGGAAGUCCGAAUCCGUUACAGCUGAAGAAGAAUCGUAUGGGGAAGAGGACGUGGAAGAGGACCACUAUUCAGACAAACAGCUGUCAUUGGUGGACCCGGCGAUGGAUGGCUAUGGCCAUGCAGGAGCAACCACUCCAGCCACCAAAGCUGACUCUACCGCAUUCAUCGUCAACAACCUGACGAAUGAACAUCUUGCGGCGAACUGAACUGGCCGUUGCCAACAUAGGCGGUAAACCGAGUGGAUGAGGGAGGCGAAAAUAUUCUUAGGUGGGGUUUGGAGCCG
Messenger RNA from Tricharina praecox, 587 nucleotides. RefSeq lists its product as uncharacterized. The transcript has 4 exons. The coding region runs from base 1 to 510 and encodes 169 amino acids. Lineage: Eukaryota; Fungi; Ascomycota; Pezizomycetes; Pezizales; Pyronemataceae. The record is from RefSeq and is a predicted model, not a curated record.